Diaporthe amygdali is the source of this 1284-nucleotide messenger RNA. RefSeq names its product serum paraoxonase arylesterase family protein. The coding region runs from base 1 to 1284 and encodes 427 amino acids. The transcript is spliced from 2 exons. The record is from RefSeq and is a predicted model, not a curated record. Lineage: Eukaryota; Fungi; Ascomycota; Sordariomycetes; Diaporthales; Diaporthaceae.
AUGGCGACCGUUGGAGUUUUAAUGGCCGGCUUGACGGGCCUGGCAGCUUUCUUAUACGGGCCGCCCACUCAUCGAGUCCUCACCAAGAUCGGUGCAUUCAGAUCACUCAACUCGAUGCCACUGGCCAACCCAGACGAUCUUGUCAUCAUAAAAGAUACAAUUCAUUGCGAGGAUAUUCAUUACUACGCUCCUGCCCACACUCUUUUCACUGCGUGCGAGGAUGUGAGCGCGACGCGUUUCCAGUGGUUCCCACCUCUAGGUUUCUACAAUGAUGCAAGCGUGGCAUGGAACAGCAAGGGAUCAAUCCACAUCAUUGAUCCAGAAACCAGGGAGUCCAAGAGGCUCACCUUCGAAAAUUUCGAAGGGCCUUUUGUCACGCACGGCAUCGACGUUAUUCCAGACCCAGAGAAGCCAGAGGCGGAAGCUGUUUACAUCUUGGCUGUCAACCAUGUGCCAAACGAGGCCGUCUACCCGCGGGAUGGAAGCACUCCAGAAUCCGACACAGGCACAGCUCCCAAAGCCACUUCCAGGAUCGAGGUAUUCCACCAUACUAUCGGCGGAGGCUCGGUCAAGCACAUCCGCACCAUCGCCCACCCGCUCAUCAAGACGCCCAAUGAUAUUUACGCCCUCAGUCAGACAGAGUUUUAUGUCACUAAUGACCACUACUACUAUGAAGGCAACCUGCGAUACCUCGAGGAUCUGUGGCCCGGUGCGAAGUGGUCAAACGUGAUCUGGGCAGCUGUAUCCGACGAUGGCACGGUACAGGCGAGCGUGGCGCUGGACAAUCUCCACAACCCGAACGGACUGGGGCACGGGAGGUCAGCAGAUGAGAUCCUAGUGACCAGUGCCGCCGGUGGCUAUAUGUGGAUCAGCAAGUUGGGAUCAUCAGACGCAAAGUCCAUUGACGUCGCGGAGACGGUCGAUCUUGACUCUACCACUGACAACCCGAGCUACUUCUCAGACCCGUACUCUCAGGUGGGCAACGAUGCGAGUGGCUUUGUGCUACCAGGUUUGACCAGGGGGAUGGAUCUUUCCAAAACUGGCCACGAUCCCUUAGGGAAGGAGGGUGUAAUGGCCUGGCAUGUCACACCCAGUAAAAAUGUCACGGGAGCAUGGGAUCAGAAAUUGCUGUGGGAAGACGACGGCACUAACAUUAGGAAUGCUGCUACUGCAGUUCUGGUUGCGGUGGAUCCCAAGAAGGAAGACGGAAAGAAGAAGGCCUGGCUCUAUGUGACUGGUUUCUCUUCUGAGAAUGUGGUUGCAGUAAAGGUUGACCUGUCUUGA